This is a messenger RNA of Thalassophryne amazonica, 5025 nucleotides long. It is a transcript of the gene slc30a9, whose product is annotated as solute carrier family 30 member 9. Gene Ontology annotation, molecular function: monoatomic cation transmembrane transporter activity. Gene Ontology annotation, biological process: transmembrane transport; zinc ion transport; positive regulation of transcription by RNA polymerase II. Lineage: Eukaryota; Metazoa; Chordata; Actinopteri; Batrachoidiformes; Batrachoididae. Gene Ontology annotation, cellular component: nucleus; membrane. The transcript is spliced from 17 exons. Bases 374 to 2101 code for a protein of 575 amino acids. The record is from RefSeq and is a predicted model, not a curated record.
UUUCUUCCCCGAGUUACACUAAAUAACUGGACGGGUUAGACGUUAAUGAGAUUUUGCUGUGCGCUUAUUAGCUAUGAUAGCUAACAGUGUUAGCUAGCUAACUUUAGCAUCUUAGCUAGCCGGUGUCGAGACAUUAUAAGUAGUUAACCUGUUGGCAAAUCAUUAAACCGAAAGCUCCUACAUGUGAGCCUUACCGCUAGAAUACGCGAUACGUUUCUGGAGAUCGUUGCCACUUUAUUACUAUGUGACGGUCGGCAGUGAAAGCUUGGCGUUAUAAUCUGUCUGGGUUAAGUUGACAGGGGGACUGUGGGGCUGUACGUGACGUCACCUAGCGAUUUCCAAUUCUUCAGUACCGAGUCCCGUCACAGCCACGAUGUUCCCCAGCCUGGCCCACAGACCGUGGCGUGUGUUCUGCCGAGUGUCGCUACAGCACAGGGCCUCGCUGUGCCACCGAUCCGCGAGGACUCCCCAUAUGGGCUGUGGUUGGCAAAGUGUGGGCAUUCACAGCUUGUGGUUCAGCCUGCCAGACUGCCGUAGAGCUUAUCUUGGCUUUAGACAAGUCCAGUACUACUCUAACUCUGGUUCCAGCAAAGAUGAUCCUCCAAAGCCAUCAUCGGAAGAGGUUCCAGUUGCAGACAAGAUUGGGUCUGGUGCUACAAAAGCCACUGCAGGGUCAUUAGGCUUGACACCUCAGACACUCAGUAAGGUUGAGACCAUUCAAGUAAAAGUACGGGCUGUUCUGAAGAAGAGGGAGUAUGGAAGCAAGUACACUAAAAACAACUUCAUCACAGCAGUCAGAGCCAUGAAUGAAUUCUGCCUCAAAUCAAGUGACCUGGAACAUCUACGGAAGAUCAGAAGGCGUAGCCCCCACGAUGACACAGAGGCUUUCACUGUGUUCCUGCGGUCAGAUGUGGAGGCAAAAGCUGUGGAUGUGUGGGGAAGUCCCGAAGCUCUUGCAAGAGAACGAAAACUCAGGAAAGAGGCGGAAAGAGAGUUCCAAGAGAAUAUUUUUCGAAAUCAGCAGUUGUUGAAGGAAUACAAAGAUUUUUGGGGGAACACUAAGCCUCGAUCGGGUAAGAGGAUGACAUUUCUGCAAGGGCCAGGGCGAGUGGUGAUGGUUGCUAUUUGCAUCAACGGUCUGAAUUUCUUCUUCAAGCUCCUGGCUUGGGUCUACACUGGAUCUGCUAGCAUGUUCUCAGAGGCCAUCCACUCGCUUGCUGACACAUGCAAUCAGGUCCUCCUGGCACUUGGAAUCAGCCAGUCUAUCCGCAACCCCGACGCCGUGCACCCGUACGGCUUCUCGAACAUGCGCUACAUCGCCUCCCUCAUCAGUGGAGUCGGCAUCUUUAUGAUGGGAACGGGUCUCUCUUGGUACCACGGCAUCAUGGGAUUGUUGCACCCAGAGCCAAUUGAAUCUCUACUGUGGGCCUACUGCAUUUUGGCUGGCUCUCUCGUGUCUGAAGGAGCCACAUUACUGGUAGCUGUUAAUGAGAUAAAGAAGAGUGCACAGAAGCAAGGACUGAGUUUUUAUGAAUACGUACUGCAGAGUCGAGACCCCAGUACAAAUGUUGUGCUGCUGGAGGACACUGCUGCUGUGCUCGGAGUCAUCCUGGCUGCUGGCUGCAUGGGGCUGACCUCUCUAACAGGUAACCCGCACUAUGACAGUCUGGGUUCUCUAGGCGUGGGCGCCUUGUUGGGCACCGUGUCGGCCUUCCUCAUCUACACCAACACAGAGGCAUUGCUGGGACGCUCCAUCCAGGCUGAACAUGUGCAGAAACUUACAGAGCUCUUGGAGAACGACCCCGCUGUGAGAGCCGUCCACGACGUGAAGGCCACGGACAUGGGACUGAGUAAAGUUCGCUUCAAGGCUGAGGUGGACUUUGAUGGCCGGGUGGUGACACGGUCUUACCUGGAGAAACAAGAUAUUGAUCAAAUCCUCAAUGAAAUCCAGCAGGUGAAAACUCCAGAGGAGCUGGAGACCUUUAUGCUGAAGCACGGGGAGAACAUCAUUGAUACUCUGGGCGCUGAAGUGGACCGCUUGGAAAAAGAACUCAAGGAGCGUAACCCAGAGGUUCGUUACGUAGAUUUGGAAAUUCUAUAAUACACAUUUCUGCUGCGGAAACAUCCUGUUGUUACAAAGAGAACCUGCAAGAGGAGAAACUUAAAGAGCCGAGCUACCUCUGGAUCCUGAUGUCUGACCCCCACAAAAACACCUUCAUCUCUCCAACAAAUCAACGGUUCUUGCUGUGGAACAGUCCAGAAUCCUGUACAAGGGUGGUGUAUGCCCCGAGAGCGAGCUUUAUUUGUAUUGUUUGAACUCCACCAUCAGUUCAGCUUGCAAGCGAUCCUCCUGCAUCCAAUGGUGACUCUUGUCUGUUCCAUUGAAUUUCAAGAGAAAUUGUAACGUGUCACAUGAUUAUUUUUAUUUAUUGUUUUUUUUUGUGGGGGGGGGGGGGAUUUACAUUCCUGAAACAAUUAUUUGGAUAUUGUUUGAUCCGGGACAGGUUCUGAAUGGAAAAGCAAGACUAGUAUCUGCAACCAGAUUUCAUGUUCUGAUAGAAAUUCAGGAGCUAUAUAUUUAAGCAAGAUGUUUUUAAUUACUAGACAUAUGUAGGUUUUACGUUUAAAGACAGAAAAAGUAAUGAUAUUGAUGCUACUGCAGGUUUCUUAUCAAAAUCUGAAUUUGAAAAGAUUUUUCUCACAAUUACUCAAAAAAUAUGCAAACUUGAGAGUUUUCUGGAAGCACUAAAGAGUGGGCUCGCGCUGAACAGACAGGGUAAACAUUAAUGCUACUCCAAUGGCCUGAUUGCACACAAUAAUCAUUUUUGAUUUAAACUGGCCAACAAAAAAUUGUGUUUUAUAAUGCAACAUUUUGGAUGUGCCGCGUUUCUCUGGUGCAUGGUCCGGCACACAAAUGCCUCCGUUUUGAUGACCCUGGUACCUAGAGAAGACCAAGCGUACUCCCACAUUCCAUCUGACUUCCAUCAACCAGUUGUCUGCCCAUCCAGGACCCAAAGUGGUUCUGUUGUGUGGUUGAUGUGGCACUAACACAUGCUUUGCAUCACUGACUCGACACAGCAUUUGAAAAUCCUUCACGUCCAGGUUUUAAUGUUCCCACUAAUGCUGGCUGAUGGAAUGUGUGGCUUUUUUAUUGGACAUGCUUUUGUUUGAGUAAUUUCCUGGAACAGAGUAAUUUGUUAGAAAGUAGUUCCUGGAGUCUGGUCUGUUGAAUUGAAAGCCUUUGUCAUUGUAUAGAAUCUAUUCAGGCGUUGUGACAAUUCCUCGGGCACAAUGGUCUCACAAGAAGGAGCGGAACAGAACAGUACAUACAGAACAGUUUUACCUGGCAUAUUCUCGGGUUUUAGCGCUGCACAGUCUUCACUGUUAAACGAGAAGGGGUGAUGCAACGUUAACAUGAAUGGCAGUAAUCCAAUUCUUGACCUUCUUACAAUUAAGACCAUAUUUUAAUUAUGGUCAUGAGUUAUUUAUAGAAUAUUCCAUUCAUAUUUGCAUUUGGAUGUUGUAGAAUAUUAUGCACAGCCUUGUCAAAUGGAACAUUUUAUCUUUCACCAAAUUAUUCUUUCCAUUGCACAAAUGAAAAAAAAAAAAAUUAUAUUACGCCUAAAAGCGAUGCUCGUCAUUUGAUGUUUUAUUAAUUUAUAACCAAGAGAACUUACAUUUUGGUGUGUGUCACUGGGCCUUUGAGAUCAAGAGGUUCCAAACAGUUCAACACGAAAUUAGCAGUCCAAUCCAAACAAUGGGACUUACCAGAUUUGGUCGACAUCGACAUCUGUCAUGGUCUUAAAAUGACGACAUAGUCCGUACUUGAGGCCGUGCAUUGAUGUCUUCAUGUACAGACUGCCGUCUGUGUUCCUCAAUCCAGCGAAAAUUCGCAACAGAUAUUUGUCAAAUUCAUCCCACAGCGUUUCUCCUUCAAGCUGAAGAUGUCCCAACGAACACUGCAAAUGUCUCCAGACGGCUUACGGCGUACUGUAUUUUUUUUUGUGUGUGUGUGUGUGUGUUAGAAGAACGAGCACUGACAUAAGCUUGUUCAAAUCGUCAUCUGUCACCAAAACAAAUCUCCGCCAUGUUUGUUUUUAAGGUAAGCGGCCUCGCUGCUAGUGGUAGUAGCGUGCAAUGGUACAAAAUGUAUGAAACCAAAUUUGCACGGUAAAUGGAACAAAAUGGCAGAUUGGAUGAAUGAUUAAUUUCAUGUGACAUGCAAACCACCAAUCAAAUGACAAGGAUCUAUUUAGGAGUUAUAUAAAUUGCAAUUACUGACUCAUGGCCUCAUUACGUCCCCUGUGCCGCACGUCAAAAAGUGCUGUGAAUCCAACUAAAACUGGAAUACACCACACCUUAAUGACAUUAUUUCUUUACACAGUGUGUGGUCGAGUUAAUCAGAACAUGCUGUUAACAUGGCAAGAUUUUAUUCAGAUUAUUGUCUGAAUCGGGUUAAUAUCAGAAUGUUGCUGGUGGAUACCAUCGUCCAUGUUUCAAAGAUGGGACAGAGAUCUAGGAAGGGUCCAAUAAAUUUGAAAGGUCACCAGGCCAGUUAGCACAAGAGCUUAAUGUUUGCCCCUGAAAGAGUAGCACUCAAAUAUGCAAUUCAUAGAAAUAUUCAAGUGAAAAUACAGCGAACCUUUCAAAACUUUUUUACCCAGUAGCAUGCCUCGUUUUUGCUCUUACCAACGUAGUCCCGUGACACUGGCACUUGAUUGUAUUUUUCCAGAGGUGAAGUGGUUCUCCUGUAUGUUUUACUGCUGAAGUCUUUCAUCUUUGAGAGCCACUUUUUUGUUUUUGCAGCCACAGAAGUGACUGCGCGUGGAGACACGGGUGCGUACUAACAGAGUGAAACAGCAGCAGGAGGCGGGUUCGAGUCAUUUCCCUUUGGCAGAGGGUAGACAUGUAUUAUUGAAUGUGUUAAUUGUGUCAUUUCCCCUUUUUAGUUUGGACAGUGCUGCCACCACUGAAGGAGUUGAAGAAUAAAUAUAUGGUAAUUUAUUAAAUUAUUUUGGUUUCUUU